UUGACAGAGGGAUGCCAAGUAACAAUGCAUUCAGAACUGUUCAUUAUGAGUCGAGUUCCGUUAGACCUACAGAGUCACAGACCCCACCAGACCCAGAAGCAGUCCAUCCACCAUAAGAUCGAAACUGUGUGUCUCGGAUCAAGCCUGAGCAGGCUGGCAAUCAGAAGAUUUCAGUGGGCAUCAGACUGUUACCAUCAAGGUUAAAAGGAACAAAAACUAACAGUAAUUAAGGAAGAUUUACUAAGAAGAUACUCGGGAACACCAACACGCACAUGUACAUGAAGCUCUUUUCCUUUGGGAACAACUCAACUCAGACAGAAUGGUGGACCAGCUCCAAGGAACGUGGAAGUCCGUUUCUUGUGAAAAUUUUGAAGAAUAUAUGAAAGAACUAGGAAUUGGAAAAGCCAGCAGAAAACUGGGCUCUCUGGCCAAACCCACUGUGACCAUCAGCACAAAUGGAGAUGUGAUCACUAUAAAAACCAAAAGCAUCUUUAAAAACAACAAGAUCUCUUUUAAACUGGGAGAAGAGUUUGAAGAAACUACCCCAGGUGGCCGUAAAACCAAGAGUACAGUAACCUUGGAUAAUGAUGCCAUGAUCCACACUCAGGACUGGGGAGACAAGGAAACCACCAUCAGGAGAAAGUUGGUGGAUGGGAAAAUGGUGGUGGAAAGUGCUGUGAACAAUGUCAUCUGUACACGGACAUAUGAGAGAGUGUAGACAAACUCUCAAGGUCGUAAGCACUUCCAAACUGUGAUCCAAACUGCUGAGGUUGUUGAAAUAAAACUCCGAACUGAAACACAA
Molecule: messenger RNA, 802 nt
Organism: Oryctolagus cuniculus (rabbit)
Lineage: Eukaryota; Metazoa; Chordata; Mammalia; Lagomorpha; Leporidae
Gene: FABP12
Product: fatty acid binding protein 12
Molecular function (GO): lipid binding
Source: RefSeq, a predicted model, not a curated record